This is a messenger RNA of Triticum aestivum (bread wheat), 606 nucleotides long. Its product is annotated as heavy metal-associated isoprenylated plant protein 44. The transcript has 2 exons. The coding region runs from base 1 to 594 and encodes 197 amino acids. The record is from RefSeq and is a predicted model, not a curated record. Lineage: Eukaryota; Viridiplantae; Streptophyta; Magnoliopsida; Poales; Poaceae. Gene Ontology annotation, molecular function: metal ion binding.
AUGGCGGACCUGGUCUCCGACGUGCUCCUGUCCUUCUUCUGCUGCUGCUUCUACCCUCCCGGGGGGCACCACGACACGCGACACUACCGCGGCCACCCGGCGGGCAGAAACUCCGCGCAUCGUCACCACCACGGCGCCGCGGGUCGUACGGUGCCCAGUCGGAGCAGACCGGCCCUGUCUUUCCAGACGGUGGAGCUCAAGGUCCGGAUGUGCUGCGACGGCUGUGAGCGAGCCGUGAUGCAGUCUCUCGUGAACCUCCGAGGAGUGGACAGUGUGGAGGUGGACGCGGGGACGGGGAACGUGAGGGUGACGGGGUACGUGGAGCGGGGGAAGGUGCUGCGGGAGGUACGGCGCCGGAGCGGGAAGAAGGCGGAGUUCUGGCCGAGCGGCGGCACGCCGCUGCGCUUCGCGUCUCCCGGGGGCUGCUUCGGCGGCGGCGGCGGCGAGCCGUACCGCGACACCUACAGCUACCACCGACGCGGCUACGGUGAUGUUGGUGAUCGUCACGGCCGCACCCGCAGGCCUGCUCGUGGCGGCGACGCCGUCAGCAACAUGUUCAACGACGAUGAUGUCAACGCGUGCGCGAUCAUGUGACGGCUUGACGAC